UGAUGUGUUUGAAACGUAGUAUUUAAGCGAGAAUAUUUUUUAUUCCAUGCAAAUGUCUUUUUUUCUUCCAUGAGCUGCAACGAAUUUUAUAACGGAAAGAUAAAGAAUAAUGAUUUGAAAAAUGGAAGCCCGUAGUGAGUAGUCCUGUGUUUACAUUAUCCUUAUCCUAAAAUUAUACAAAAUUACUUACAUUAUAAAUUAUAUUCUUUUGAUCAAACAUUUGUUUUGUCGUGGAUUAUUUUUAUUUUACAAAGGAAUAGUACCUCCCUUUUUUAACAACAAUCGUGAAAUACACUAUUUAUCAUAAUUUUUAAGUAUAAUAAAAUCAUAGUAGUUUUAAUUCAACUCAUUUGUAAUUUUUUUUUACUUCAACGUUAACAAUUAAAAUACACGAAAGUAAGUAAAAUGAGCAACAAUUCUACGCCAAAAGUACUGCGUUCUACAGCGAAAAUACCUGAUACGCCCGCUUUGGAACGCAUCGGAUAUGGGACAGGUGUCGGUGUAUUUAAUUUAGAAAGAGAUGAACAAUCUCCUUGGGCAGCUAAAAUAAUUAGUCGUCAAGCUGGCCGAGAUCGUAAACAGUUCAGUAAUCGUUUACAAUUGGAAGCUAAAGUUUUGGCGUCGCUUAACCAUCCGAAUAUUAUUGGGUACAGAGCGUUUGUUAAAAGGCCAGACGGUCGUGAGGUGUUGCUUAUGGAACAGUGUGAACAAAGCUUAUGCGACUUGAUUGAAAAGCGAGUAGAAGAAAACCUAGGUCCGUUUCCGGCCGAGUGUAUUAUGAAAGUAGCCGUAGACAUUGCUAGAGCCUUAAAAUAUUUGCACUCUUCGUUGAUUUUACACGGCGAUAUUAAAUCUGGAAAUAUACUCGUUAAGAACAACUUUGAGAUCGCAAAACUUUGCGAUUUUGGUGUUAGUUUACCUCUGAAAGCUGAUGGAACAUUACACAAAAUUAAAGGAUAUAGAUCAUCGUACAUAGGAACUCCGUGUUGGUCAGCACCUGAAGUACUGAAACGAGAAGAAUGUGCCGGCGCUAUUAUCACUAAUAAGGCAGACAUAUUUAGUUAUGGUUUGGUAUUGUGGGAGAUGAUGGCGCUGUCUGUACCGAACAUAAAUACGGCAUUGGACGAAACGUAUUAUACGGGAAUCAGUGAAGACAUGGACGCCAAUUUAGGACAAAGACCGCCUUUGCCGAAAGAUUUAACAUCCAACCCAAAGUAUAGUCGUGUUAUAGAAUUAUUUGAAAUGUGUACAGUACAGGACCAUACAAAACGACCCACAGCAAAACAAAUUUUAAGGAUAAUUGAUGUUCAAACCAAAAAUAUUUAACGAUGAAUAAUGACAAAUAGUUAUUCAGACCGCAGCGAAAGCUGGUGAUUGUACAUAUUAUAUGUUUUUGUAAAUGUGCUAAAGAUUAAAUAAAGUAAAUUAUUUUUUAUAUUUAUAAAUAAAAACAUUUUUGGGUAUUAAUUAUUACGGUACUAUCCAAGCAUU
Molecule: messenger RNA, 1491 nt
Organism: Adelges cooleyi (spruce gall adelgid)
Lineage: Eukaryota; Metazoa; Arthropoda; Insecta; Hemiptera; Adelgidae
Product: lymphokine-activated killer T-cell-originated protein kinase
Exons: 5
Coding region: 406-1326 (306 amino acids)
Biological process (GO): protein phosphorylation
Molecular function (GO): ATP binding; protein kinase activity
Source: RefSeq, a predicted model, not a curated record